Messenger RNA from Thalassophryne amazonica, 1943 nucleotides. RefSeq names its product solute carrier family 39 member 1 (gene slc39a1). Gene Ontology annotation, biological process: zinc ion transmembrane transport. Lineage: Eukaryota; Metazoa; Chordata; Actinopteri; Batrachoidiformes; Batrachoididae. The transcript is spliced from 4 exons. Gene Ontology annotation, cellular component: plasma membrane. Gene Ontology annotation, molecular function: zinc ion transmembrane transporter activity. The coding region runs from base 106 to 1014 and encodes 302 amino acids. The record is from RefSeq and is a predicted model, not a curated record.
UCGUGACUGCUUCGAAAUAUCAACAAUGUUAGCUCGCUGCCGUCAACAUUUUCAUUUUCUAUCAGUGCAGUAAUCCGGUAAAUCCUGUCGCUUGUUAAAUACGAAAUGGAAUAUCUCCUACAGGUGAAAAUUGGAGCUCUUUUCGGGUUGUUGCUGUUAACUCUUCUUUUUGGGUUUAUUCCUGCGCGAGUAAAAUGGUUCAGACAAACAAACGGCACCGAAACGCACAGCACAUUUCUAAGUCUGAUCAGCUGUUUUGCUGGAGGGGUUUUCCUGGCUGCGUGUCUGCUCGACAUCAUUCCAGAUUAUCUCUUGGACAUUAACAGUGAGAUGGAAGCUCGGAGUGUGGAGAGCAACUUCCCUCUUCCAGAGUUCAUCAUGGCUAUCGGCUUCUUCACUGUCCUCAUUCUGGAGAAGAUUGUCCUGAGCUGUCGUCAGGUGACAGGGACUCAAGGAGAGCGAGCACCGCUUCUUCAGUCCAACAGUCACCAGCAUGGCCACGGGACAACCGCGAGCCCUGAUCUGGAGGGCAGCAGCCACCACGUCCACGUGGACUUUCAGGCCCACUCUUCUUUCCGUUCCUUCAUGCUGUUUCUGUCUUUAUCUCUUCACUCAGUGUUUGAGGGUCUCGCUAUCGGCCUACAGGACACUGACUCAAAGGUAUUAGAGAUUUGCAUUGCUAUACUUGUCCACAAGAGCAUCAUUGUGUUCAGCCUUUCUAUCAAACUGGUCCAGAGCGCCGCUCCACCCUUAUGGGUGGCUGCUUAUAUCGGAAUGUUCGCCACGAUGUCACCUUUAGGCAUCGCCAUCGGCAUCGGCUUGAUGGAAGCCCGGCUAGCCACUGGAGCUCUAAUUCAGGCCAUCCUGGAGGGGCUCGCCGCUGGCACGUUUGUCUACAUCACCUUCCUGGAAAUCCUUCCGCAUGAGCUAAACUCCCCCGAGAGGCAGCUUCUCAAGGUCAUCUUCAUCCUGCUGGGGUUCAGCGUUCUGGCCGCCCUUAACUUUCUGGGCUGAGACACAGACGAUGCUUGACGUCUGUACACAGUAACUAACUGUUUCUGUUAGAAGAGCUGCACUGAUACAUCCAUAUUUAUGUGGUGUUUUUCAUCUGAAACACAGACUUAUGGCAGAACAUUUCUUUUAAUUUUUUUUUUAACUUCCUCAAAAAGGGGUCAGAUACAAUUGUAUAUAUUGUUUCUUUUAGAGAGUUUUUUUUUUUUUUUUUUUUGCAAAAGAAAAAAAGAGCCAAUUAAAGAUGUGUGGAAGUCCUGACAAAAGGAGAGAAGGAAUGAAGCACAUCACUGAAAUUCACCUUUAUCUGGCCUUGUUUUCAAGAUGUUUGUGCUUCUUAAAACAAGGUGUUUUUUGUGUUUAAUUCUACUGAGGGCACCACUGGGAACACAGAAGCAGGGUUGCACAUAUGUACAGGGUAAUGGUAAUUAAUUUAAUCAUGUUGAUUGUUCAGUAUUUCCAGAUCUUAAGUGUUUGCUUUUUAUUUGUAAAAAAAAAAAAAAGAAAAAAUUAAAGGUGAUGUUUUUAAUUACAGUAAUUACAACAAUCGAAGCACCAUGUGUUUCGAUUGUUGUCGUAAUUAAUGUGGUGUUUCCUUCACUGAAGACUUUUUGGUACUGAGGUUAUGACUGACUCAGAUUCACUGUAUUUGUGAAUAUGAAUACUUUGUUCUUAACGUUGUGCUGUAUUUUAUGUUUAACUACAAACUGUUCAAUUGGAAACUGACUUUGUGAUGCCAAAUCAGAUAUGAUGGUAUUGUCUUUUGCACUGCACCUGGUUUAUACCAUGUUUGAGCAAAGUUAAGAGUUAACAGGCUUUUAACGACUGACUGUUGAAGCAAGAUAAUCACUUUAGAGUUUGUUAACCUUUGCCCACUUUAAGUGCUGCUGUUUGCUCUUUGCAAAUACAAGCGAUGUGCCUUUUUAAGAAAA